AAUCUAAUUUAUUGCAGAUAAGCGAGCUGUUAAAGUUUGUUUAUUGUUUAAACUGUUUCACAUUAAACUUGUAAAGAAUAAAAUUAAUUUUUUUUACGUUUCCUAUAAGUAAUUAUUAAGUUAUCUAUUUUGUGAACAAGAUGGAAGGACAAGCGUGCCCACGUUGUAAAACAACAAAAUACCGGAAUCCUUCUUUGAAGCUUAUGGUCAAUGUGUGUGGACACACAUUAUGCGAAUCUUGCGUAGACUUGCUCUUUUUAAAAGGGUCUGGCUCAUGCCCAGAAUGUAUGGUACCAUUAAGACGUAACAAUUUCAGAAUACAGCUCUUCGAAGACCCGCAGGUAGAAAAAGAAGUUGAUAUACGAAGACGUAUACUACGUGAUUACAAUAAGAGAGAAGAUGACUUCGAAACUCUAGAUGAUUAUAACGAUUAUUUGGAAGAAAUUGAAAAUAUUAUAUAUAAUCUUGCUAACAAUAUUGAUAUAAUUAAUACAAAUAAGCGCAUCGAAACAUAUAAACGUGAAAAUAGGGAAAUAAUACAACGAAAUAAAACACGUGUUGGUCGUGAGGAAAUAGAAUUGACGGAGUUGAUUGAAAUUGAACGCGUCCAGGAAGAGACGAGACGACAGGAAUUAGUUGCGCUUGAAGCUGAGCAAAAAAAGAAGAAAGUCCGUGAUAAGGAGGCAAUGAUAGACGAGCUUAUGUUUAGCGGUAAGAAUGCAACGGAAAUUGUAAAUGAAUAUGCGGAAAAAGCAGAAAAAUUACGAGAAGAGCAAAAAAAGGUUCCACCUCCUGUACAAUUUUCUAGUGGUGUAAAGUUCGGUCGUGACAAAGAUCAAGUUUAUUUGCCAGUUCCAAAAGCCGAAGAGGGUCCUUUAUACGUUCAUGUUUUACCAAAGUUAUAUAUGCUCGGUCCAACUCCUCCAACAGCUGAUGAUAUACAAAAAAAGAAUUACUUAGCUCAUAUACGCCAGGAAACUACGGCAGAACGCGCAGGUGGUUAUCGUGCUAACAUGGCUUGCCAACGGGCGCUACAGGAAGCUUAUAUGGGGUUGUACUUCAGUAGUGCAGAUAUGUAAUAUAAAAUCUAAAGAUUCCUAAUGCUUUAAUGUAUUUAUGCAGUUCAUAAUUAAGAAAUUUAAGUAUUUUAAAUAAAAAUAAUUGU
Molecule: messenger RNA, 1165 nt
Organism: Teleopsis dalmanni
Lineage: Eukaryota; Metazoa; Arthropoda; Insecta; Diptera; Diopsidae
Product: CDK-activating kinase assembly factor MAT1-like
Exons: 1
Coding region: 141-1079 (312 amino acids)
Biological process (GO): nucleotide-excision repair; regulation of transcription by RNA polymerase II; positive regulation of cyclin-dependent protein serine/threonine kinase activity
Cellular component (GO): transcription factor TFIIH holo complex
Molecular function (GO): cyclin-dependent protein serine/threonine kinase activator activity
Source: RefSeq, a predicted model, not a curated record